AUGGUGACGCCUUGGCUGGAUGCCAGACCAGACCCCGCCGAUCUGCCUGCGAACGAGGUGAGCCUUACCGCUGCGAUCGACGUACGGUGUUUGGACGACUACUGUCCUCAUGUCGCGUUUCUCUUCACCUGGUUUACAGACACGGGCGAUCUGGCCCAGAGCAUCAACACGGGGACGGUAUCCAGCGAGACAUGGCAGAAGGCUGCUGAGCCAGAGCCAGUGGAGCUGCCGGAGGAGGAACCUCCACCUCCUGCAGCAGAUCCGGUGCCGGCAACCGAAGAGACACAGGAAGCUGAGGAGAAGCCACGAGCUUUCAUCGAGUCACGUCGGUUCGAGAGCGCUUCGCCGACGAUGAGUUGCACAUGCGCCUUCGUUCGGGCUCUUGCGGUCCAGGCUCUUUGUAUUCAGGCCUUUAUGCCAGAUCCUGAAGCGCCCUUGCCAGAGCCAGGCUCUUUGGCAGACAUUGGCUCCCCGCCUGCGUCUGCAUCGGGAAAGAAGAAGCCAGAUCCCAAGAAGGAUGCAAAGAAAAAGAAGGAUCCAAAGGAGGUCGCAUCGAAGGAGCCCGCCGAAUCUACGGAUGGCACCCCAGCAGGGUAUGUCAAGCUGGAGGUGGUCAUACCGCUAGCUCCGCUGAUCGUGCAGAAGUGCCUACAGCAAGCAGGUCCGGCAAUCUCCGAGGAUCUGCUCGUGCAAGUACAAUGUCCGCAGAUCAAGGCCUUGCAGGUGAGUGUGCGAUGCAGUGGGCCGCUUAUGACUGCGGAGAUCAGGCAGCACCUCAAUCCGCUCUUGUUGACUUUGGGCGGCGCUCACGCCCUUCCACAGGAGCUGCAUCGCGGGCAGCAGGAGCUCGUCUAUGCUGUCGUAGAGGCCUUCGGUGAGCGUCGCAGGACGCUGGCAAAGAAGAUAGACAAGCGCCGCAAUGUGCCAUUCAAGGCCCAUUUGGUUUACUUCCUCGGCACCUGGCCUCAGCACGAGACGCGUGAGCACCUGCAGCUGGCCAAGGUGUGUGUUGAGGUGCAUGAUCGAGACAAGGGCGUCAACAGCCAGCCCAUUGUGGAGGAGCCACCGGCAGAGGAACCACCGCCAAAGAAAGGUGGCAAGGCUCCUCCGCAACCUGAGAAACCUCCGCCUGAAGCCGUUCCUCCAGGCUGGGAGCCCUCGGUGGAGGUUCGAGAGGUGUCAGAGACGUGGUGUGGCGUAGCCUGCUUCAAUCUCUCCGAACUCUUGAACCCAAGGCUAGUACAUCCUCUGCCGCUUCGUGCUGACGUCGAGCCGCAGCGUCGAAAGCAGCGAGCUUUGAGCGGUGGGCGUGGACUUCAGGUGUCCAAUGUCAUGAAAGGUGACGCAAAAGCACGUGAGCUGAUUGUGUCGACCGAAAAGCCAGUGUGCGAGCCAAUGCCGGACUACCACAGGAAGAGCACCUGGGUUCGGGUAACCGCAACCCUGGCAGAGCCAUUGGCUCCUCUGGUAGCUCCGACGAAGCCUGUGGACCAGGUUGAUGCUGUCACUCAGGAUGCGGAGGGAGCGGCCGUGGAUGCCGACCAACAGCCCGAUGGGAUCGGUGAAGAGGAGUCCCAGCCAACUCCGCCGCGGUAUGAAAGGUAUACACGGGUUGUCAUCAAGAUGGACUAUCAAAAGACGACCGUCCUGAAGUUGAUCCUUCAAGCAGUGUCCGACAAUAAUGUUCGAGCUCUGGAUCUAGAUGCUGGGCAGGCACGCACUCUUGCGAGCGUGAAACUGACAGAAGAGCAGAAGAGCCAGGACUUGGACAUCAUCACAGGCUUCAUUGUCAUGGACAGGCGCUGCCGGAUCAUCGUGGCAGAAUGUCUUCGUGAGGGCAACGCCUUGGGCAAGCUACUGGAGGUGUUGCCUGAAGAAAGCACUCCCAAGUUGAUGGUCCUGUUCAACCCAGAUCUCGGGUUUAGCCAACGGCUUUAUACCGACUUCAAUCUCGUCCUCAAGCAGGUGAAGCUGCGUCAGCCGACGAUCGAAGGCCUCACAAUGCGACCAGCGCUUUGCCUUGCUGGACGCAGUGAUGCUGCAGUCAGCCGCGGGUUGAAUCAGCUCAUGGAGAUCAAGAGAGCAGAUCGCAUCCACGUCUUGAAGCUGAUGGGAUCCUUCCCCACACUGAAGAUCAUCGAAGACAUCGAGACACAGUACGGCGACUUCGUCCACGAAAAGGAACUCCAUGGCGGCUGCGUUGAAGAAACCAGGUCCGCCCACUCGAAGAUGACCGGGCGCACGGGCCGUUCCAGCAACCACUCGGGUGGCAAGCACUCUGGCGGGGGCACAGCGGAAGAGGUGGACAUGGACAGGGAGAGCGAGCAUGACGGGCAGGGCUCGAUGAUCGAGGAGGUGCAUGUACGGAAUGCCAAGAUCGUUCUGAAGCACAAGCUCACCACGACAAACCAAACUUACCAAAGGAUUCUCCAGACUCGCGCUGAAGAGCCGCCGACCGACAUGAUCAGCACCAACAAGAAGGUUGUCCAAGAGAUGAGCCGGCACGUCAAGGCGGUGAGCGGCGAGCGGAAGGUUGGUCCGCGGAAGGAGGUAGACAAAUCCUUCCUGGAGCCUUCAGAGGUCGUUUACAUCUACUCGGGCCAAGCCAAGAACACAGCGGAAAAGCAAAAGAAGGCUAUCCGAGCCAAGAUGGUGGGCAAGGAAGGCGACAAUCUUUGGACCUAUUCAGCAGAGCGAAACUCUGGCUGCUUUCCGCUCUUGGAGAAGGAGGUGCAGUUAGACAGGAUGUUGCGGGAAGAGAUCCCGCAGGAGGAUGACCGUAAGCCCUUCAAGUAUCCAAGCCCUCGCGAGGUCGCAGACUACCGACGAAUGCCAAACCAGGUGUCAGAUGCCAGGAAGGAAGACUUGAAGGCCAAAUGGAUCGAGAACCAAUACCACCCGGAGAUGGCCAACAAGGAGAUCGUUCGUGGGGCCUUUGAUGCACAAUCUCUGGGCGUAGGCGGAGCCCAUGUUCUUGAUCUCCGACGCCCUUGUCUAUUCGAGGCUACCACACCAGCUGAAAAGCAGGUCAGCCCGCCGCCCAUGAAGUACAAGGCCCGCAAUGUGAUGGGCCUGGAAAGUGCGGUUGACAAGCACCACAGGAGCAUCCGAGAUGGAGAGCCGGAAAAGCUAGGCUUGCGGUUUGCAGAGCGCCGCCCUCCACGGGCCAUUCGAAGGAAGUUCGGUCACAAUGAGAAGUUGACAGAGCGCCUGGAGGUCGCGAACCCCCCCAUCUCCUACCAGCAGGACGAAGAAUAUCGCGAGGACAAGGGCACUUGCGAGUCCCUGUCGGACUUCAUGAAUGCCGUUCGAAGGCCUGUUGAGCUACACGAAAAGCGCUCAGAGUGGGACCAUUCCCAGCAUCUCAACUCUUUGAGGGGAAGGCAGAGCCAGACUCGAGCAUGGCAGGACGCCACGCGGAAGAUCCCUCGGCAGAUCUCAUUCGAUCCGCAGGGUGCGCUGACCGAACGUGGAUCGUUGAGGGGGCAGGAGGGUGGCACUUCAUGGAAUCAAAUGCGGCAGGUAUCAUGGAAGCCGGACUCAGACAUGGAUAUUCCGGAUUCAGAUCGCGGUCGUGGCUGGAAUUCUAUGCGCCAGGUUUCCUGGGCUCCCUCGGACAUGACGGGAUCAGGGGCGCAGCAGCCGCUCUCCGCCAGAUGA
Symbiodinium sp. CCMP2592 is the source of this 3660-nucleotide messenger RNA. NCBI's taxonomy places the organism in Eukaryota, Dinophyceae, Suessiales, Symbiodiniaceae. The record is from the annotation of a GenBank genome assembly.